GUCUACUUGAACGUUUACGACUUGAGUCCAGCGAAUGACUAUCUUUACGCCAUAGGUUUGGGGUUGCACCAUUCCGGAGUGGAAGUCUCGGGCACGGAAUAUUCCUUCGCCAGUGGGGCGGGUGUCUUUGAUAGUCCGCCCAAAGUGGCCCCCGGUGCCAAGUUUCGCCAGCAGAUCGAAGUCGGAGCCUUUGACGGAGGCCCCGGAAAGCUUCAACAGGCUCUCACCGAGCUCCGCGUAGACUUUGGUCCGGACGACUACAAUCUCGUCCGCAAGAACUGUAACCACUUUGCCAACGCAUUGUGUUGGAAACUCGUGCGUACCACCAUUCCGGGACACGUCAAUCGAUUGUCCGAUAUUGGCGUUUGCUGCAGCUGUCUUUUGCCACGACAGCUUCUCGAA
Messenger RNA from Phaeodactylum tricornutum CCAP 1055/1, 402 nucleotides. RefSeq lists its product with no specific name. Gene Ontology annotation, molecular function: deubiquitinase activity. The annotation marks the transcript as partial. Gene Ontology annotation, biological process: protein deubiquitination. The record is from RefSeq and is a predicted model, not a curated record. Lineage: Eukaryota; Bacillariophyta; Bacillariophyceae; Surirellales; Neidiaceae. The transcript has a single exon.